CAGGCAAGCAGAUCUCGGCAUAACCACGGGGCGGUGCAGGAGCGACCCAGGAGACACGUGGGGACGCAAGGAGACGCACGGAGACCGACACACACCCACACACAGCUCACAAACGCUUGAGCUCACGUGAGCGGGGGACCAAAACAGGAAGUGUAAGAUGGCAGAGGUAUUCGGAGGAGUAGAAGGGGGAGGUAGUCACUCGGUGGCUCUGCUCAUUUCUGGAGAUGGUCGGAUCCUUUCUCAGACCCUGGGACCCUGCAGUAACCACUGGUUGGUGGGUGCAGAGAAGUGCAUCCAGGUGAUUCACGAGAUGGUGCAGAAGGCCAAGACUGAAGCCGGAUUGGACCCCAACAUGCCCCUGCGCUCCCUGGGCAUGUCUCUGAGUGGAGGCGAUCAGAAGGAGGCCAUAGAUAAACUCAUCCAGUACAUGAAGGAGCGCUUCCCCAGCCUCAGCCAGCACUACCUGAUCACCACAGACGCCGUGGGAGCCAUUGCUACGGCAAGCGACAAGGGGGGCGUGGUGCUCAUCUCCGGCACUGGCUCUAACUGUAAGCUGGUGAACCCAGGCAGCUCUACGGUGGGCUGUGGAGGCUGGGGUCACAUGAUGGGCGAUGAGGGCUCAGCAUACUGGAUUUCUCAUCUGGCUGUGAAGACUGUGUUUGACGCCAAAGACAACCUGGCCCCGCCCCCUCAUGAUAUCACACAUGUCUGGAUGGCCAUGAAGGAGUACUUUGGGGUAAGCGAACUGAUGGGCAUGUUACCACACCUCUACACACACUUCCAGAAGUCCUUUUUCGCUGGUUUCUGCAAGAAGCUGUCCGAAGGUGCUCUUGCGGGGGAUGAACUGUGUAAACACUUGUUCCUAGAGGCGGGGAAGGUCCUGGCCAAACACGUGGUGGCUGUCCUGCCUGCAGUGGCUGAGAGCCUGCUGACUGGUCCUCUAGGGCUGCCCAUCCUGUGUGAGGGGUCAGUGUGGAGGAGUUGGGAGCUGCUUAGACCAGGUUUCACUGAGGUGCUGUGUGAGGCAGCGGCAUGUGAGCAGUUCAGAGGUCGUUUCCAUGGUUACAGCCUCCUGACCUUGCAGCACUCCUCAGCUCUGGGCGGGGCCAGUCUGGGCGCUCAGGCACUGGGGGUCUCAAUCAGAAUGGACUACUUGGCCAAUGCUAAAGUCUUCUACACACACAUCUUCAAUAGCAGCUAAUGAGAGGAGCAUGCUGAAUCAUGUGACCAGGGGACAGGACAGAUUGGAAUCCUAGUGGACCAUACUGUGGCUGUGUUAGCGGGUCACUCAGUUAUAGAUAUUGACAAUGGUAAAUUAGCAGUAAUGAAUGGCAUCAAAUCGCUUUUGGAGUUUUUUUGUUCACAUUAAAUGAAAUUUUAAACAAUGAUUUAUCUUAAUCAGAUAUAUACAUUAGUGAUCUUUGGUAUGGGUGUGAUUUUAAAGAGGAUAGAUCAUGUAGAUUUCACAAAAUCUGGCCAUCUGGUGUACUUUUCACCUAUAUCAUCAAAAAGUGUCUGUAGAUGUUUGUGAAAAAUAGACUUUAUUAUAAAGCCCUGUACCUGUAACGUUUACUGAUACUGGCAGUUUAAAUAAUGUGAAAUUGAUGAAAUGGUGAAAACAUGAUGUCCUUUAACUAAUAUGCAGAGGUUAUAGCCUAUUAGCAAGCUAAAUCACCCAUGUCAGUAUAAUAAGCACAGAAAAACAUUGAUUUAACUUUAGUUCCUACAAUUUACAUUUCUAAACAGUCAAUUAACAUUAAGCUAAUGAACAGUGUUAAGCAAAAAGUAUUUGGGAUCACCUUGGUUUGUAAGCUUUGGGUGACAGGUAAAGAGGGGCCCCUGGGCACAGGACAGGUUGCCUUGAGGCACUAGUUCAAAGGUGGGUUACAUUCAGACAUUACAUCUCCCGAUACUGUCUGUAUAGCACUCCAGUACAAAUGACAUUGACAUUUUUGUCACAUGACUAAAAUGCUGGCCUUGUGUUUAUUGACAUUUUUGUUAAAGAAUACAUAUUAUGCAAAAUUUGUUGAGCUUUUAACCAUGUUAUAACAUUAAUAGAAAUAAUCCAUGCGUCUGUAGAAACAUGGUGUCUUGUCUGAAGAUAGUCAUCAUUUGAAGUUCUAAAAUAUGAAACGCCAAAGCAAAGGUGCUCAAGAGCAUGUUUAACGGCCAAUAACGAUACAAAUAAUUCAGAAUAUGUGUCCUUCAAAUAUAUAAUUUUAGCAGGUAGACAGUUAAUGUUAAAGAACCAUGGGGGUCAUGCAUACAGUUUCAGUGACGAGAACUUUAUUUUAUUUAAAUUAAUGUUUGAAUGGUCAAUAAGAUGCAUUCUUAACAUGUAAAUUAUGCUUCCUUUUGGGUAGAAUUCUGUUUCUCUUCAGAAUUCAUCAUUAAACAUACUUUCAGUAGGCACAGUUUGAGAGUAAAGGUUGGUGCCUGUGAUUACAGUAAGUCACCAUGAGUUAUAAAGAGUAAAUUCUGUGUUAGCAAAAUGUUGCAGAUCUUUUAUUGAGCUGUAUUUAAUGAUUCGUCUGAAGGAAAUUCAUGUUUUUGACAAUAUUUGCAUUUUCAUAAUGUUUACAUAAAAAGAGCCAAUAAGUGUGUCAAAAAUCAUUUGUUACCAAAUUUUUAAGUUUGUGCUAGAACCAAACAACACAAGGGAGUAUUUAUAUAGAUGGUAAUGUAAUACGAUCAAUUUUAUAUUCUAAAAUAUGUAAACCAAACUCACCCAAGGUAACACUGCAAAACGCUGCACACGGGCUCAGAGCUCAAAAACACAUCAAAUCAAGUGCUGAAUAAAGAAGAAAACUGCUCUG
Messenger RNA from Periophthalmus magnuspinnatus, 2816 nucleotides. RefSeq names its product N-acetylglucosamine kinase (gene nagk). The record is from RefSeq and is a predicted model, not a curated record. The coding region runs from base 158 to 1201 and encodes 347 amino acids. Gene Ontology annotation, molecular function: N-acetylglucosamine kinase activity. Lineage: Eukaryota; Metazoa; Chordata; Actinopteri; Gobiiformes; Gobiidae. The transcript is spliced from 10 exons.